GAGCAGCCAUUCAUUCUCAUUCCCAUUCGAGGACCCACUACAAUGACUCCAUGAGAGCAGGAUGAAGAGUCACCCAACAGCCAGCUGGCACUAGUUUUAACAUUUUUUUUUUUCAUGGAAACCAUGACCAUCACUCUCCUUAUUUUUCCUAGCUCUUCUUGGGCCUCUAAGGCCAGGAAAAGAGGUAGCCAUGCUGCUUUGAAUUCUCUUGUUUUAGACAUUUCUGAGGAAAUCCAAGUCUUCUGUAUGAUGUGUGGAUCAGGGUAGCAAGGCUGGAAGAGGAUGGUCUGAAGAUGGGAAGAAGGGUUUAGGGGACUGAAGUAUCAUCCGGAGAAGGAAGAGCAGCUUGAUCCAACUUAAUACAGUAUUGGAACGGUUUACAAUGGUUGAUACAGAAAUGCCGUUUUGGCCCAUGAACUUUGGAAUUAGCCCUGUAGACCUUUCAGCAAUGGAUGAACAUUCCCAUUCCUUCGACAUAAAGCCCUAUACUACUGUUGAUUUUUCCAGCCUUUCUUCACCACAUUAUGAGGACCUUCCUCUGGCAAGAACCGACCAGAUGGCCAUUGACUACAAAUAUGAUGUGAAGUUUCAAGAGUGCCAAAAUGCAAUCAAGAUGGAGCCUCCAUCUCCACCAUACUUCUCAGAAAAAGUUCAAAUGUAUAAUAAACCUCAUGAAGACACCUCCAGUUCUCUCAUGGCCAUUGAAUGCAGGGUGUGUGGAGACAAAGCUUCUGGGUUUCAUUAUGGAGUGCACGCAUGUGAAGGCUGCAAGGGCUUCUUUCGUAGAACAAUCCGGUUAAAGUUAAUCUAUGAUCGGUGUGACCUCAACUGUCGCAUUCAUAAGAAAAGCAGAAAUAAAUGUCAGUACUGCAGAUUCCAGAAAUGUCUGGCAGUUGGAAUGUCACACAAUGCUAUCAGGUUUGGGCGGAUGCCACAAGCUGAGAAGGAGAAGCUCUUGGCAGAGAUUUCAAGUGACAUCGACCAGCUAAACCCUGAGUCUGCUGAUCUACGAGCCCUUGCCAAGCUCUUGUAUGAUUCAUACAUCAAAUCCUUCCCUCUGACCAAAGCCAAGGCAAGGGCCAUCUUGACAGGAAAGACAACAGACAAAUCUCCAUUUGUCAUCUAUGACAUGAAUUCCUUAAUGAUGGGUGAAGAUCAGAUCAAGUGUAAACAUCUGGCCCCCAUGCAAGAGCAGAACAAAGAGGUGGCCAUUCGUAUCUUCCAGCGUUGUCAGUUUCGCUCAGUGGAAGCUGUUCAGGAGAUCACAGAAUUUGCCAAAAGCAUUCCAGGAUUUGUGAGUUUAGACCUGAAUGACCAAGUAACUCUCCUGAAAUAUGGUGUCCAUGAAAUCAUCUAUACGCUCCUGGCCUCCAUGAUGAAUAAAGAUGGUGUUCUUAUAUCCGAUGGACAAGGAUUCAUGACUCGGGAGUUCCUCAAGAGCCUCCGAAAACCUUUUUGUGACUUUAUGGAGCCCAAGUUUGAGUUUGCUGUCAAGUUCAAUGCACUGGAAUUAGACGACAGUGAUCUGGCAAUAUUUAUAGCUGUCAUUAUUCUCAGUGGAGAUCGCCCUGGGUUACUCAAUGUGAAGCCUAUUGAAGAUAUUCAAGACAAUUUGCUGCAAGCUUUAGAACUCCAGUUAAAGCUGAAUCACCCUGAGUCAUCACAGCUGUUUGCAAAAUUGUUGCAGAAAAUGACAGAUCUCAGACAGAUUGUAACAGAACAUGUGCAGCUGUUGCAGAUUAUAAAGAAAACGGAGACAGAUAUGAGCCUUCAUCCACUCCUACAAGAAAUUUAUAAGGACUUAUAUUAAGGGCCAUAGAAUUUCUAAUCCACUGACAUGAUGUACGUUCUUCAAAUUGCACUAUUUCUUUGAAAGGGAAAAUAUUACAUGCCAAAGAAAUUACUGUGAAAGAAGCAUUUAAAAAGACAGAGCUUUACUAUUAUAGAUAUAUUUUAUGCCUAUUGUUUAUAAAGACACAUUUACCAUUUGCUUUUAAUAUUAAAACGUCUAUAUAAACAAAUUGUUGGCAGUA
This is a messenger RNA of Sceloporus undulatus (fence lizard), 2033 nucleotides long. RefSeq names its product peroxisome proliferator activated receptor gamma (gene PPARG). The coding region runs from base 383 to 1810 and encodes 475 amino acids. The transcript is spliced from 7 exons. The record is from RefSeq and is a predicted model, not a curated record. Gene Ontology annotation, biological process: cell differentiation; regulation of lipid metabolic process; positive regulation of transcription by RNA polymerase II. Gene Ontology annotation, cellular component: nucleus. NCBI's taxonomy places the organism in Eukaryota, Metazoa, Chordata, Lepidosauria, Squamata, Phrynosomatidae. Gene Ontology annotation, molecular function: zinc ion binding; RNA polymerase II cis-regulatory region sequence-specific DNA binding; nuclear receptor activity.